AAUCACCCACCGCCUCUGAGACGGCGCUGGAAUGGACACCGAGUCGACCCACUCGGGCUACUCCUACUCCAGCCGCUCCGGGAGAUCAAACCGACAUGGGGACCGAAGCCGUGAGCGUCACAAGGCCAGCAGCAGUAAAGACAGCAGCCGCUCGGAGAGAUCCGUCGUCAUCAACCCCCCCGACACACCGUCCCAGGAGUCUCCUGUUCACAACGGAGAGCCGCUGCCUGGAGAACCCACGCCUGAUGCAGAUCACGGAGACGACGCCCAGGAUGAUAACUGGGGAGAAACCACCACCGCCGUGACAGGCACCUCCGAGCUGAGCGUGUCCCAGGAGGAGGUGGUCGGCCUUGGGAAGGGGAUACAAGACCGGACCCAGGGCUUCCGCCGCUACCUUCCCCUCGCUGUGGGCCUGUGUGUGGGGCUGCUGGUGGUGACCACACCCCUGCUCUUCCUGCUCCUUCCAGCCGUAAUGUGGCCUGAUAGAUUGGAGGCCUGCGGUGCGGCCUGCGAGGGCCUCUUCCUCUCCAUCUCCUUCAAGCUCCUCAUCCUCAUGGUGGCCAUAUGGGCCUUGUUUCUCCGCCAGGGCCGUGCCAGCCUGCCGCGAGUGUGCGUGUACCGUGCCUUCCUCACCACACUCACACUUCUGCUCACCAUGUCUUACUGGCUCUUCUACGGGGUCCGGAUCCUCGAGGCACAGGACGAGGACUACCACGGCAUCGUCCAGUUUGCCGUGUCCCUGGUGGACUCCCAGCUCUUCGUCCACUACCUGGCCGUGGUGCUGCUGGAGCUCCGCCAGCUGCAGCCCUGCUACAGCGUGUGCGUCAUCCGCUCCACGGACGGAGAGUCACGUCACUACAACAUAGGACAGCUCAGUGUUCAAAAGGCCGCUCUGUCCAUUCUGGAGUAUUACUACAGAGAUUUUCCUCUCCAUAACCCAGCGCUUCUGUCUGCCUCGAAGCACCGGGCCGCCAAACACCUGGCCGGGUUAAAGGUCUACAACGUGGAUGCCCCAGGAAACCCAGCCGGGGCUCAGGCUGCUAAUGGGAAUCAGUCACGGGCCAUGGUUACAGCUGCCGCCAAACGCAAAGACAGCGCCCACAAUGAGCUGUACUACGAGGAGGCCGACUAUGAGAGAAGAGUCCGCAAACGCAAAGCCAGGCUGGUGGUGGCCGUGGAAGAGGCCUUCACUCAUGUGCGGCGCAUGAAGAAAGAGGAUGAGCAGGCAGCCACCUCGGACAUCAUGGACGUACGAGAGGCGGCUCUGGCCAUAUUUCCCUCCAUGGCCCGUGCCCUGCAGAAGUACCUCCGCACCACCAGGAGGCAGCACUGCCACAGCAUGGAGAGCAUCCAGAAGCACCUCGCUUUCUGCCUCGUGAAUAACAUGAGCCCUAAGGCCUUCCUUGAGGCCUACCUGGCCCCUGGUCCGACUCUGCAGUACGCCCCUGAGCGCUGGAUGGCCGAUCAGUGGACUUUGAUCAGCGAGGCGUCCGUCACCAGCGGCCUCAAGGAGGGGGCAGAGUUCCUGCUAAAGUGUCUCGACUUCAGCUUGGCCAUCACCAUCAAGAGCAUCCCUUUCAUCCGAAUCACUGAGGAGUACAUCGACCCCAAGUCCCACAAGUUUAUACUGCUGCUCCAAUCAGAAACCUCCGUUUAACAGAGCCCCUGCCUGCCGAUUGCUGGACUUGCUACCAUGUUCUGACUGAAUUUUUUGAAAAAAAUAGCAUUUUGUACCUCCUUUUUUUGUACUUUGUUUGUGUUAUUUUUCUCACAUAGAAUAUCUCAGUGUCCUUGUCGUUGUCCCGGGAGACAUAGAAGACAAUAAAAGACAGAAAACAGGAGGGAGUAUGAUUGGAUUUCUCUAUCUUGACUUUUGCAGAACACAGUUCAGGUAUUCCUCUAUGCACUUCAGAUGACCCUCCACUUUACUUGCAUGUGCCAGUGUGUGCCUGCGUGGGAGAGUUUCAGGAGGAGUGUGUGAUUUAGGAUGCAAAGGUCUGUGUGUGUGUGCGUAUUGAGUAUAUUAUACACCCGGGGUUUGUCUUCUUAGCCUGUCUCCCCUUUUCUUUUUAGCGUUACGUAGUGACCAGGAUAUUUAAUACAAAAACUGAACCCUUUUCACCAAAACUGCUCUUUUUCUGUCUUAGCAAUGAAUAUUUAUCUGUCCUGUAUCACACACUUAUGUACAGUAUUUAUAUGUGAAUAUACCGUAUCCUCAAUUUUAUAUGAAAUCGUGUUCUGUUUGAAGGAUUUCUUUUUUCUUUAUUUUUUACUGUAUCAAAGUUUUUUUUUUUACCUUGUCUGUCUGCACCAUAUUUGUGGAGAUAAACUGGACUGUAAAUAGCUGAAGACACGUUUUGUAAAUGUCGGACAAAGAAAAAAAAAAGCCAAACGCAGUCGAGCUGAAAACGCGACGGUCUAGCCAAUAGAUUGUGAAGAAACAGAUGUGACUUGUCAUUAUGUUUUGUACAGUUAAGUGUGUGCAGUGUACACUGAUCAGAGGGACGUCAUGUCGGGACAGGUCAUUUAGAUUUUAUAUCUGCACUCGUGAUGUUUCAUUCCGGAACAUUUCCCCCUGAUUUGGAUCGAGGAGGACAUUUCAUUUCCUCUGUGUGUAACAGCAAAGUGAAACACGCUGAUCCCUGAGGUUCUGACAAUGUAUUAAACAUACAAAUAGUUCUUAAACACAGAUCUCAGGAGGCGUUUCAAAAGAUUGGACUUUUUCCCUGAAAUAAAAUCCCCAUCCAAUAUUAAUGGUCUCUUAACUCACGCUGGCAAGUGUUAAACGUGUUAAGAUUUGAUAAAUAAGUAAUUAUUGUCAGUAUUUCUGCUGUCAGUAUUCUGUGUGUAGACACUGCUGCCACCUAUCUGCAACGGCUGGAACAUAAAACUGUGCUGUGCGUCAAUGAAACGGUUGAUUUCUCUGAAUAUUGGGUCUGUAUUUUUUAGAUCUUCUGUAUGUGGGAGGCGUGUUGUAAAUUAAUAUUUACACAAUUGUUGCUGUGGUCACUGACCGUGUGGUUUUGUUUUAGGGCUGUGUUGUAAAUACUUAUCGACUACACGUGCCUCAGUUUUACAUAUCUAGGAGCUGAACAGCAUGUGUGUGUCUGUGUGCGUGUGUGUGUGUGUGUGAGAGAGAGAGAGAAAGAAAGGAAAAAUGAUGAAGAAAAGAAAAAGUUUCCCACUUGUCAUGCAGCUGACACGUCCCUGUCUUCUUUUAUACAACAAAUGUAAAAUCAUAGCAGUUGUGUCAAAGUCACAUUUGUUAAAAAAG
Molecule: messenger RNA, 3274 nt
Organism: Pleuronectes platessa (European plaice)
Lineage: Eukaryota; Metazoa; Chordata; Actinopteri; Pleuronectiformes; Pleuronectidae
Product: vang-like protein 1
Exons: 8
Coding region: 32-1657 (541 amino acids)
Biological process (GO): multicellular organism development
Cellular component (GO): plasma membrane
Source: RefSeq, a predicted model, not a curated record